Molecule: messenger RNA, 2679 nt
Organism: Saccostrea cuccullata (small rock oyster)
Lineage: Eukaryota; Metazoa; Mollusca; Bivalvia; Ostreida; Ostreidae
Product: protein SPMIP7-like
Exons: 9
Coding region: 188-1483 (431 amino acids)
Source: RefSeq, a predicted model, not a curated record
CAUGACGGAUUUUAACGAUCUCUAAACGGGCACCUGCUCCUUCCGGUUUCCUCCAUAUAUGGAAGUUUCCGGAGUAUCCACGGGUAACACGGUAGUUUACAAUAUGUCGGACGUGUAGAACUUUAAACCUAUAGAUUUUGUGAUAGUCACUCUAAACUUUCGUACUACUGGAUAAUAAAAAGUGAAAAUGGCCACAGCAAUAGUUGAAAGGCCUGUCUUGGCCGACUCCAAUUUUAAAACACGUCCACCAUUUCAGUCUUAUUUACAAGUAGAUUCAAAUGCUGGUGGAAAUACCGUGCAACAAAUAGUAAACCAUAGGCGGAUCCGACAGAUGAAAUUCCCCGCCCUGACCGGCAGGGCUGAUGUCGACUCCUUUAAAGACUUCCCUGCCAAGGAUAUCGGAUUCAAACGCUGGAAUGAUGAAGGCGACUUCCGGUCCAAUGCGCCUUACAGGGACUAUGACAAUAUUGUGGAUCCGGUCUCGGGGUUCGUCUCGGCCGGUGGGGACGUGGACAGGGUCACCGGACAUAAGAAAAUUAAACCCCUAGCUCAGCUGAACGACGUCCCGCAGUGUGCCCCUCCACAAAGUAAGAACUCGGACAGGAAAACUUUUGAGAAAGCCCCUCCCGAGUUACGACGCUCCAAUACGUAUGAGCCCGGGGCCCCGUCCUUCUGGAACAGUAGAAAGACAUCGGAUGAGUGGAUCAAAUCUCAGCUGGGAGGGUGGACCAGUGAUUAUGACCCCCGCAAGGACCCCCCGGAGACAACGAAAUGGAGGUCAAAGUCAGCAUUUGUCCCCAAGCCUCCGUCAGAACAGAGCAGGGACGGAAGAGACCAUCUCGCCCUGAAGUUUAUGUACGGCGCCUCCACGCAGAAGUCAUACGAGGAGGUACCGUGGGACAACAUGCUUCCCCCAAAACAAUGGGCACCUGUCAGUACCCUAGAGGAAAGGCCGGACAUGAUAUCACAGACCUACACCCUAAAAAGAUACGACCCCGCAGCUCAAGAAUGGCAGGGCACCGGAAGAUCAUGGGAUUGGUUUCAAAGGAGGCGUGGCUAUUAUAAAGAAGGACCAAUCAAUUUCUCAAGCCCUUGUCCUAGAACUCAACAUAUACCUAACUACAGUGGCUGUGUAGGAGCAGAUAACUUAGAUGAGAAAGACAAUGCCAGAGAACCUUUCAAUCCUUACACCAUCAAGAGAGUGAACAUUCCCAGAUACAGUGAGACCGGACAUCGUCCAAACAUCCCAGGUUACCAGGGCUGCACUCUGUGGCAGGGAGUGUAUGCUCCAGCUCACUCUAUGAAAGUAAUUAAUGCUCAGAGCACCACGUCAACGGUUCAUAAAUCAAUGCCAAUAUCCCCCAAUAACUCAAACCACAAGCGGGACUCUCAGAUGUCUAAGAUGGUGACCACUGUCCCUCCAUGUAAUCCCUUCAACCAGAUCAACAAACUGGAGGAGGUUCUGGAGAGUAAAAUCCAGUAAACUCUUAUUAUGACGUCACUUAUCUAUAGAGUCAAGUCCAGUAAACACUGAAUAUGAUGUCACUUAUAUAUGGCCAUCUUAAAAAAAAUGUUUUGGGUGCCCACUACCGACCGACUGGUAAAAAUUUGCUUGACUCAGACGUUCAGGAAGCAUGAAACCUCUUUUUAUGCCACCCGGAAAAUAAAUAUUCAACAUUUAAUUGAUUUUUUCCUUUAAAAAAAUUACUCAUCUAAAACCGAACCAUUUUUUUAAAAUCCUGAAUUGUAAGUUGGCAAACAAAAAUUAUUUUAAUGUUGGCCUCAGUUCAUUCUUUAUUGUUUUUGGAAGCUCAAUGUUUUAUACGGUACCUUAAAUAUUGAAUAAUGCAUAAGUAGUUACACUACGUCUAUAAUUUGUUCACUCCAAGGAGCUGGUCAUUGGGAUACAAAAACAUUUUUUGUAAAUUGAUUGUUUUUUCAGGAAUGCUAUUUUUUCCUUGUCUGUGAUAUCUGAUGUUAAUGCUAAGUCUACUGAUAACUGGUUUAGGGUCCAUGAAAUUGGCCCAUCUAUGUAUUCUGCACAUCAUUGUAAUUUUUGCAUUGCAUUAUAGGUUACUUUUAUAUUGAAACUGCCUUGUGAAUCUAAUGUCAUCUCUCUAGGAAAUGAAAAUGAGUGGAGUGUGAAUAAAAAAAAAAGCUCAAACUCUCAAUGUUCAGGACUAAUCAGUAUUAUUUUUUUUAUAAAAUGUAGACCAUAUACAAAUAAAGGUAGUAUUUUUCGUUUUGUAAAUAAAUAUUCUGUGAUAUAUUUUUUUUAAAGUUGUUAAACAUGUGUAUCCCUUUUAUAUGUUGUAAAAUGAUUGGUAUAAUUCUGCACCCUGUAACUAAAUUCCCUGUUCUUAUGAAGUGAUGCACUACAAUUAUAACUACAUCAUGUUUUGAUUUGUUGUAAGUGGGAGGUCUGUCUUUUGUUGUAUGAGAGAUUGCCCUCCUAAAUUCAAAUUCCUUUCUUUCUGUAACUGUUGAAAGAAUAAUUAGUUAUUUGUGUGCAGCUCAUAAUGAAUUCAUUAUGAGUGUAUGUGUCGGAUGUUUUUCUUUUCUUGAGUGAACUAUUUUUUUUUUCAAAAAUUUUCUUGGAUACAUGUAUGUCAGUUGAAUUUUCAAUGACUGAACUUUUUUAUGUAAUUUUUUAAGAAGAAAAUAAAUAUAUGCCAUCUU